Messenger RNA from Melampsora larici-populina 98AG31, 1668 nucleotides. RefSeq lists its product as uncharacterized. Bases 273 to 1259 code for a protein of 328 amino acids. The record is from RefSeq and is a predicted model, not a curated record. NCBI's taxonomy places the organism in Eukaryota, Fungi, Basidiomycota, Pucciniomycetes, Pucciniales, Melampsoraceae. The transcript is spliced from 4 exons.
GUCACUUGUUUUGUAUAUAAAUACCAAUCAUAUGAGCCUCUCGCUUCAAAUCAUUUUAUCUUCAAAUUGCAAACAUAUCGCACCUGAUCCAUUUUCGUUGUAGUAGUGAAUCCAGUGACCUGCCUUUCAGCCUACCAUCGUUGCGAACAGCCUUUUUAAUUUUCAUCAGCGUCUGUUCAGGAUAUCUUAGAAAAAACUGUCAAGAUAUAUUGAGAAGCGUGUUGUCGAGAAGCGUGUCGCAGAAGAGCAAGUGUCCUCCAACGUAUUUUAAGAUGCUCAAUACCUUCGACCACAAAUCAUCAGCUACGGCUUACUCUGACUUGUUUUCCUCCUCGGAUGGUCUCUCGCCAAUCUCACUUAAUUCUACAACCGAGCUAUCACACAAUAACUCACCUCACUACUAUCAUCCGAAUUUCCCUGCGUCGUCCCCUUCUGCUGAUAUUGUUCUCGCCUCUGCCGACUUUCCUUCAUGCUGGUUUGCAAUUGAUUCAGCCCAAAUAUUUUCUCGUCGUCCAGAAAGCUUUGGUUCAGAUAGUGUUUUCAAGGCGAUCGGACUGCAUCAAUCAAGACCUGUUUUUCUGCUUCAGGAAUCAAAAUCGCUGGUCGAGCUCAUACUUCAGUGUAUGGUUGGCGACUCCUUACCUAAUUUUGACAAGGUUCCAUUUUCCAUGAUUGUUUCUGCUUUAGAGGUUGCUUCAGAUAAGUAUCAUCUAGCUCAAAUGGAAAAGAUUUGUCUGUUGGCACUCAGUGCAUACUGCCAGGAAAAACCUAUUCAGGUGUUUGUGCUUGCGUCACACUAUUCUUGCGAUUGGCUUGCUCGAGUCGCUGCUCAAUGUUCAGUUUCCUGUGACCUGGAAAAUGAUGAGUUCAAAGACAUCCUUAUGGUCGACACCCACGCCGCUUUAGUCAAACUUCAUCGAUCUCGCGUCAAAGCAGCUCGAGAUCUUGUUGGAAAGAUGAAAUUCAAGUCAUCGUGUCACUCAGCAUAUGAUUACCCAAGAAAGACAAAAUCCACUUCCUCAUACGAUUCUAGUUCCAGAGAGCACGACUUUCUGGUAGAGAAGUGGUUAGCGGAGGCCCGUACAAGAGUGAUAAAGCGCAUCAACCAUCCCGAUGUCAACCUCCGUCUUCUUUUGAAUGAAGAGAUCCUAAGACCUUCGAUCAGAGCUCUGGGUUGCUCUAAGUGCACCGAAGAAUUAAUGUGUAUAUGCGAAGAAGUGAUUGAAAAAUGGGAACGUGUGAACAAGAGGGUGUUGUGAGACGACAAAGCAUGUUUUCAAUGAUUUUCUAUUUAACUUUUUCUCUGCUCUCAGAUCUCACAGGGAUAACUUACAUUCUGAAUUCUCAGUUACAUACUCUUUAUUUUCACAAAAUAUAAUCAUAUCUUCACUUGAUUUCUUUCGCAAAUAUCAUUUAAUCUCUCUUGAGAUAUAAUAUGUUGAUCAUCAAUAUAAGAUGGAUAGGAUGGCUAUGAUGCUUUUAUUUGUUACUUCCUUCCAUUUGACAUUUCUUUUCACCCAAUCUUAUCGAGGUUUUCUUAAUGACUUAAUAAUUUUUGAUUUCACCAUAUUUCUCAUGAUUGGUCUCAUUAUAUGUCAUUUCUUCUUCCUUGAACUCAAAAACUAUUAGAUAUCGCUACGUAAUUCAGAUUUUACUUUCAAUAAUCUC